GUGUAUUUUUUAACGGUAUGUGAGUUUGCGUGAAGUUUAGCUUUCGGAAUCUUUCCGAGUUUUCGAGCAAUUAUCGACUGUUUAGCCAGGAACGCCUGACCAAUACGAGUAUUUCAUGUGCAAUUUUCCACAUGGUGUCUGUAUAUGGCAGAAUGGAUGAAGAAAAAUUAUGUUUAAAACUAGAAUAUGCCAUUUUGGGGCAGGAUCACGAUGGAGUUAAGCAUUUAGUCGAAUUACUAAAAUCACAUGACGAGGAUUCCGAGCUGACAGAAGCUGUCGGGUACUUUGCACAAUGCUUGAUUCUCGGAGAUUAUAUACAUGUCGUCCGUUCUUCUUUGGCUAGAAGAUUACUAGGGAAUGGAACAGAAGCACAAUCACUAGCAGAAUUUGACAAUCAUAUGAUGGAUUGUGUUUUGCAAUUUUUAAAUGAGGAUGGUGGGAGUUCUAGAUUAAGGCAGCUGGUUGCAAUGUUUGUUGGAGUGUCUUACCUUCAACUGUUUGUUCAGCAAAAUUGGUUGGGUCCACCUUUGAUAGAAAACACAAUGGAACUCCUUCCUUCCAGUCUUCGAGGUGAUACAGAGAAUUCUGUUCAAGAGAUAUCAAUUGACAAAUUGAAUAAGGAAGGUCAGUGUAUCUACAAGCUGGUAUUGGACCCUGCCUUUCUAGUCAUAGCUUCCACUCUGCUUGUUGAUGCAAUGGAUAAUUUAGGAGCACAUAAGACAUGUAGCACAUGGGCAUUGCGUUGUAUGUCUGUCAAGCAGCAAUUAAUGGAGGAGCUUUCAAAUGAUGUCAUGGAGAAAACAAUCAAUCUUGUCACUAAAGUUGAAAAUGACAUUUUAUUGAUUGAAGAAAGUUACAAGAAUUUAUGGUGUGAAAUCAUGCUGGAAUUAGGUCAUCUGUCUCUUUAUUACUGGAAAAUUUCACAGGCAAAGGAAUACUUUUCUAAAGUGCAAGAAAAAAUAGGAAUCACCUUCAAUUUAACAGGUGCUCUUGGUAAAAGGACAAAAUUUCAAGAAAAUUUUAUUGCACAGCUUAAGAUCCAAGUUGACAGUAAAGCUUCAAAAGACAAUGAGCCAUCACUUGAUCACCUGGUUGGCCAUGGGUUACCAAAGAAUGUAGCCCUUGAUGAUGACACUGUUCUUGAGUCUGUAAUGUUCAAGGAGCGAGACAAAGUUGUCAAAGAUGUCCAGCUGUUACCUCUAGAGCAAGCCAUGAUGCUGUCACAAUGUGUUUUCUGGAACAAGUCUAAAGCACAUGACAAUCUUUCCUCACAGGAGCUUGUUACCUAUAUAGAGAGUGUCACCAGAUACCCCACCACGUGGUGUGUCCACUUCCUGGCCUUGUUCAUGCGUAGUAAGCUUGAGGAAGAUAAGACCAGGAAGAAACAACGCUCAAUGAUGCAACUCGAGACUCUAGUCAACGCUACAAGAGAAGCCACACCCAAGGCUUCAAGUAGACACUACUUGUUCUACUGUACCCCACUACCGCCAAAAUGGAAAGUCGAGCGUGAAUUAGCGCAGGUGCUGGUAUCAUUGCACGCCUUCAAGAGCGCUCUUGACGUGUUCUUGCGCCUGGAGUUGUGGGAAGAUGUCAUUUCUUGUUACCAAAUUCUCGGCAAGCACGAAAAGGCCGAGAAACUCGUGCGUCAGCAGCUUGCAGUUAAUGAGACUGUCACCCUGUGGUGCCUUUUGGGAGACAUCACCAAGGAAGCUGAGCAUUACGAAAAGGCAUGGGAACUGUCCAAUCAUCGGAGCUCACGUGCCCAAAGGUCCCUGGGACUUCUCCACCUACGAGCUGUUAGGUUUGCAGAAUGCAUCCCUUGUUUCAAGAAGUCCUUAAAGAUAAAUGCGAUUCAGGAUGGCGUGUGGUUUUCCCUCGGGUGUGCUGCCAUGGCAACAAAUGACCUUGAACUUGCCAAUAAAGCUUUCCAUCGCUGCGUCAACUUGGAUUUUUCUAAUGGCGAGGCAUGGAAUAACUUGGCCAAUGUCUGUAUAAAGCUCAAUAAUAAACCAAAGGCUCACUCGGCACUGCAGGAAGCACUCAGGUGUAAAUACGACAGCUGGCACAUGUGGGAGAACUUCCUCCUAAUUAGUAUGGACAUAGGGGCAUUCCGGGACGCCAUGAGAGCGUACCACCGGUUAAUGGACCUUAAGGACAAGUACAAGGACGUCGAGGUGCUGGGUUAUCUGGUUAAAGUAGUGACGGAUGAAGCUCCUGAUGUUAAUGGCGUAUCUGCGUCAAAACUGAGACCAGAACUUCUUCAGCUCAUGGGUCGAGUUACCAGCCAGAUCACCACCAAUGCUGCAAUCUGGAAAAUGUACGCCGACCUGUACAUGAACAAAGACUCUGCUGAGGAUACGGAAAAGGCCUUGGGGUUUCUCGUGAAAGGUCACCGUUGUAGAAGCCAGGACCCGUCUGUCGCUAAUAACGUUUCAGCGCUCAAAGAAUUUGUGAAGGAGACAAUAGAUCUCUCAGACGUCUACGAGAAAGUGGCCAUAGCCAAGGACAGUGCACAAGCCAUUCAGCUACUAUCGUCCGCAAAGAUGUCCAUCAAACAGCUCGUGGCAAAAAUCAAGAAACACCACACUGACGCAGUGACUGGAGGUGUCAUCGACGAGCUAGCAGGCGCAGUCAACGACUUGGAAACUAGGCUGCAACAAGUAACAGAUAGGGUUACGUCAUUAAAAGGCUGAACAGUAGCUGUCAAUCAAAAACCUGACUAUAGUGGUUAUUACAUUUUAUUUUGUAAAAUGGAAACAUCAAACAGGGGUCAGCAGUAAUCAAAUGGCUUGCGGUUUGAUUUACGUUUAUUUACGAAAUAUGAUCGUUUUCAAAAAUAAGCAUAAUACUACUCUA
Nematostella vectensis (starlet sea anemone) is the source of this 2856-nucleotide messenger RNA. RefSeq names its product tetratricopeptide repeat protein 27. Bases 132 to 2693 code for a protein of 853 amino acids. The transcript has 30 exons. Lineage: Eukaryota; Metazoa; Cnidaria; Anthozoa; Actiniaria; Edwardsiidae. The record is from RefSeq and is a predicted model, not a curated record. Gene Ontology annotation, molecular function: protein binding.